AUGACAGAUGAAGAAAAAUAGAGAAAAGCUUAAGCAGCUCAAGAAAUAAUUUAGAAAGAAACAUGGCACAUGCCUCAUCCUAUAUGGACUGAAAAUGAAGUUAAAGAUGUUAAAAUUACUCAUCUAUAGCCUAGUACAAUUGGAGAUUCUUUUGCUAAUAUAUUUAUAUAAUCUUUAAGAUUAUCAUUUGAUAUUAUGAGUGGUUACAAACAAAUAUUCCCUUGGUAAGAUAAAACUAAACCUAUUUCAGAGAAAAAAUGGUUAAAUAGAAUGUUGUUUUUAGAAACAGUAGCUGGAGUUCCUGGUUUUGUAGCUGCUAUGCAUCGUCAUUUAACUUCUUUAAGAAACAUGUAAAGAGAUUAUGGAUGGAUACAUACGUUAUUAGAAGAGGCAGAAAAUGAAAGAAUGCAUUUGUUGACUUUUAUGAAAGUCUAAAAACCUUCUCCUUUAUUCAGAAUGGGAGUAGUUUUUGCACAAUUUGGAUACGUCGGUCUAUUUAGUAUUUUAUAUAUGUUUUUCCCUAAGGUUUGUCAUAGAGUAGUCGGAUAUUUAGAAGAAGAAGCAGUUAAAACUUACACACAUUGUAUUGAAGUUAUUAAUUAGGAAGGAUCCCCGAUUUCGCAUUGGAAAACUAUGGUCGCACCAUAGAUUUCCAGAAACUAUUGGUAUUUAUCUGACAAUGCAUCACUUUUAGAUGUAAUUUAUGCUAUUAGAAAAGAUGAAGAGCAUCAUAGGGAUGUAAACCACACAUUAGCUGAUAAAUAAAUUUUAGAUAAAAAUUAAUUUCCUCCAGGACAUUGA
Molecule: messenger RNA, 801 nt
Organism: Ichthyophthirius multifiliis
Lineage: Eukaryota; Ciliophora; Oligohymenophorea; Hymenostomatida
Exons: 1
Biological process (GO): alternative respiration
Cellular component (GO): mitochondrion
Molecular function (GO): alternative oxidase activity
Source: RefSeq, a predicted model, not a curated record